UUCGGACAUGGCCGCUGUAUCGGCAAUACAACACCUGCAAUGUUUUGUAUACUCAUAUUCAUUUUUUAUAAUGAAUAAAGAGUUUUUUACAUAUAAGUAGUGAUUAGAGGAUUGUGUAUAGUGCUGUGAUAUUUGUAAUGGAUGCAGAUAGCGAAAACGAAAAAAAAAGAAUCCGUGAUGCAAUUCAGAUGAUAGAGACCAUUCAGUCGAUGAUAGACGUUUCAGCAGACAGGCUCGAGGGCUUGAGAACACAAUGUUCAACGAGUGCGGAGCUGACGCAGCAGGAGAUCCGGACACUGGAGGGAAAGCUGGUGAAGCAUUUCUCGCGACAGCUGGUGAUCAAGGCCCAGUUCGUGGAGGAGAUCCAACGAGAGCUCGGACAUGUGCCGAGUUUGAGACAGUGGCUGAGAGUUGUAGGGCUCAGUGUUGAUGCUAUAGAGUCGGUGUUAUCUCGUGUGUCAUCUCUGGAACUGCUCCGUGAUCGCUCAGAACAUGAGCUGCGAGCGAUGCUGUGUGGGGCCAGGGACGAGGAAGUCCGCAGGCUCUGUAGAGCAAUGCAAAGACUCAGGACAUAUACAGAGGCUUUGGCGCGUGGCGAAGGAUCCGCGGAACUGCCCCUAUAUUGGGACUCGUGGGAGAGACACGUGCGAGGCUCACCCAGGGCCAGGGACGACAGGAACAACGAUAAUAAGAAGGGCGGUAAAUCUCCCACGACGCCCAUCAACAAACGCAAGCAGAACUCUCACCUGCCCGCACCACCAGCUCAACCCUCGUCACUCACCAAGUCCAGGUCACAUGAGUCCCAGCUGUCUGUGAAGCCGGAUACAUCGGACCACAGUGAUAACAGUCAGUCUUCGGCCGCCGUGUGUGAGGUGUCGGAGUCGCCCCCGGGCUCCCCUAGAGACCCCGACCCCGACCCACCGCCUCGAUACUACACCAACACGAUUCCCCCUCCCGCGCCCCGCUCGCCCCGCACGCCCACCGUGAGCGGCUGUAUGGCCCACGACAUCGCCCACCGGUUCACCAAGACCUUCAACAUGAUAGCCACCUGCGACUACUGUGACAAGCAGAUGCUCUUCGGCAGCGGCUUGAAGUGUAAAGAGUGCAAGUUCAAAUGUCAUAGGGAUUGUGAGAGUAAGGUUCCUCCAUCGUGCGGUCUGCCUCCAGAGUUCGUGACUGCCUUCAAAGAAAAAUUUCACAAAGACGGUGGUCUGUACCUGACGUCCGUGUCGUCAGGCCGCACGCUGAUACCCUCACUGACUCCUCUCAGACGCCGACCGCCGCCCACCGCCCAUCAUCAUGCGGUAAGGCUGUCUCACACUAUGAUAAAUGAAUCUGUAUAUGAUAUGGCCUCUAUAUCUAUUGUAUGCUUAGGGCUCGCGUCUUCCACAUCGGCGAGACAGGGUUUCGGUAAUGCCUUAGAAGUAAUAUUUAUAUACUAUGAUGUUCGGAGGUCUAUAAAACAAAACUAUGAAAAGUACAGCUUUCAAAUUCAAGGUAACCCGGAUUCAUCAUCGAACACGUCCUCGUGUAACAGCUCCACCCCGUCCUCCCCCGCGCUGGCCGCCCCCGCGCCCGCGCCCGCCACGCCGCAGGCACACCACCACCACCACCAUAUAACACUCAAACAGCAGUUCCACUUCCCUGAUGUGAAGCCGGCCGUGUCCAGCCCCAGCCACACGUCCGCGGUGCAGUCCCCGGCGCGCUCGCUCGUUGAUAAAGACGAGCUCACAGCCAGCAUCAAAAGCGUACUUGUGUGUUCAGAGAUGUCGACACGGUCGGUGGGGACGCCGGUGGAGCGACACGACUCACGACACGACCAGCGACACGACUCCCGACACGACGCUUCCGACCGGUGGCCGAGGCAGAACAGUUUGUCCAUGAAGGAGUGGGACAUACCUUACGACGAGCUCAAGCUGUUCGAGGUGAUAGGAACAGGUCGCUUCGGGACGGUCUACAGGGGCAGCUGGCACGGAGCGGUCGCCGUGAAGCUGCUGCACGUGAACGCUCUCAGCGACCACACCGCGCCUCUGGACACCUUCAAGCACGAGGUGGCGACCUUCAGGAAGACUCGCCACGAGAACCUGGUGCUGUUCAUGGGCGCGUGUAUGAAGCCACCUCGCCUGGCCAUCGUGACGUCACUGUGUAAGGGCAUGACGCUGUACACACACAUCCACCUCAGGAAGGACAAGUUCACCGCCAACAAGAGCGUCAUCGUCGCACAGCAGAUAUCACAGGGCAUGGGUUACUUGCACGCUCGGGGCAUCGUGCACAAGGAUCUGAAGACGAAGAAUAUAUUCUUGGAGAAUGGAAAAGUCGUCAUCACAGACUUCGGACUGUUCAGCGUCACCAAGCUGUGUUUCGGCAACAACGCCCGUGGCGACAGCCUCGGUAUCCCUCCGGGCUGGUUGUGUUACCUGGCCCCGGAGCUGCACCGCGCUCUGAGACCCAUUGCCAGCCUUCACCUGCCAUUCUCCAAGGCCACAGACGUCUACGCCUUCGGCACUGUAUGGUACGAGCUGCUGUGCGGUGAAUAUCCCUUCAAGGGCCAGCCUCCUGAGGCGGUCAUCUGGCAGGUCGGCAAGGGAGUGAAGCAGUCCUUGAACAACAUGCAAGCCUCUAGAGAUAUCAAAGACAUCCUUAUGCUGUGCUGGGCUUACCGAUCAAGUGAGCGGCCAGACUUUCCGCACUUGUUGUCAACUCUGGAGAAGCUGCCAAGGAAGAGACUGGCUCGCUCGCCCUCACAUCCUGUUCAUCUGUCACGAUCAGCUGACUCAGUGUUCUGAGACAUGGUGUGCUGUAAUGUACUUCAUCAGAGGCACCGGCUCGUGCAUCCCUCUGUGAUUUACUUAACCUGUGCGACCCCAGUGAUCUUAUGGAUACUUUUUAGACGUCUGUGUCUGUCACAAAAUCGUUUAUUCCUAUCAUUUCAGGAGUCGCCCUGCCUAAGUCCCAGAGUGACAGUGUGAUUGUAUUGCGAGAUAAUUUAAACGUAACCCACUCAAGAUUCUGUGAAGCUAGUUGAUAGUUGUUUGUUUUUAUUUCUGGCUGCAAUCAAACAUAGUGAACGAUUUAUACAUUGAACAUUGUAUUGAUUAGAGAGAAACCGUGGAUCAUGCUAGUAUUUCAAUAAAAUAGAUUUAAUAGCUAUCAUUAGAUUAUCAGGGACUUCAAUUAAUAUUCAAAAAGUUUAAUUCUCCUCUGAAAACUAUUCAAUAAUUAUAAGAGUUAUUUAUAAAAAUGCUAACGGAAGAGAAAAUACAGAGAAACGGUCAAUUGAAAGAUCUUACCUAUCUUAAUGAUGUUUUUUCGGAGAGCAGUUAUUUACUAUUGCUAUACUAUAAGUAACAGACGGGUAAACUGUAUACUUAGAAGAAAUUUAAAUAUAAAAGGCACUUUAUUAUAAGAAGCCUGCGCUACGUUUACACUUGAUCCAGAAGAGGUACAUUCUUAACUUUGAACUGUAAGUCUUAAGAGAGAAACUUGUGGUAAUAUUCAAGAGCGUUUUUAUAAUAAAACUAAGUAAGUAAUUCACAAUAUUAUUAUUUAAUUUGAAAAAAUCAUAAUAUAUUAAUAAUAUGAACUGAUAUUGAUUUUGUAUGCAUGCAAUUAUUACUCUGCCUGUAACCAGAUGAAUGUUUUGUGGUGUGUCACAUCUGUGCCAGGUGUGAAGGUAGCCGGGCCGUGAUCUCCUGAUUGUCUAUAGAUUAUAUUAUAUUUUCAUAUAUAAAAUAAAUUCGACUGUUCAUAAUGUAAAUAUUGUAUAGAGUCAACACUGUGAUGUGUAAAUAUCGAUGUCACCGUAACCGUUCUAGUAUCAACCUUAUUUAUUACACCAGUAUUCUAACGAGCAGUGUUUUAUUUGUUACGUGUAUAGUUUAAAAAUUGUUUGAAUUUGAUCAAUAGCAAGUAGUCAUUUAACACAUUAAUAAAUUAUGAUGUAUUGAUAACCGAUUUAUUUCUAUUGUAUAGAAAUGAUUUUAAUUUUCUCUGUAUAUAAUUAAUGAUUUAUCCGUUGUGUGUAAAUAACACUAGAUAUGUUUGCCGUUGAAAUAAACUUUAAGAUUAUCUGAUCUAAAUCAUUGCUGUAAAUCACGACUGAGCUAGAUAUCAUAAUGUAUAGAACUUGUAUUAUAUAGUAAUAAAUUAAAAACAAAAUGUACAUAAAGAGACAUUCCUUCGUAGUUCUGUCAAACAUUAUAGCUAUUUUGUACAUAGUCCUGAAUUAGUUUUAAAAACGAAAUUCUAAAUAUCGAUAUAAAUUUUUUCCACGAUAUCUUCCGCGGUUGCAGUAAGUUAAAAACUACAGUUCUCAUUAUAACUAGUAUCUGUUAGAGUAUUAAACUGAAGUACUUUUCUUAGAACUAUAAUCAGGGGAUGUUGAAUUUCUCCGGAGAGGCUUGCGGUGAGGUCCACUUAGACUGAUUUACUAUAUUGGAGUUAACAUUGACCGUACAGAAUAUUAACAUUAAUUUCAAUGAGGAACUCAAGAAGUAUGUUUUUGCUGGACGUAUCUGUUAUUCCUUUUGUUAUCAUAUAAUUUAUUUUACUUGAUGCAUGGAUUUUAGUCUCGGGUCUUGUGAAUCAUAUAAAUUUAAUAUUAAAAUAGAUUUAACCUAAGCUAGUUAUUUUAUUGUUUAGGUAAUAAUUUCUGAAUUUAAUAACUGAAAUUUAUUCUGGUCAGUAAAGUCCUAUUGUAUGAGUUAUAUGAUGACACUACUAACUGCCACUGUAUAUUGUACAUAGCGAGUGUGGCUUGUUGAUUUAAUUUUAUUUUUUCCUAUUUAUUUGAACGGUGAACGGCACAAGUUUAUUGCAUUGGCUUGAGGAAAUGAAGCACAUGAUAUCAUAAUUCUAAAUUGUACAUAUUCUUUUAAAAAAUUUGGCAAAUACAAAAAUGCUGUCUUAACAUAAAAAGUAUUACUGCUAAAACAUUUAGAUUGCGAUUUGAAAUUGAAUAAAAUGGAGAAACUA
Danaus plexippus (monarch butterfly) is the source of this 4974-nucleotide messenger RNA. It is a transcript of the gene ksr, whose product is annotated as kinase suppressor of Ras 2. The transcript is spliced from 18 exons. Gene Ontology annotation, biological process: protein phosphorylation. Gene Ontology annotation, molecular function: ATP binding; protein kinase activity. The coding region runs from base 138 to 2786 and encodes 882 amino acids. NCBI's taxonomy places the organism in Eukaryota, Metazoa, Arthropoda, Insecta, Lepidoptera, Nymphalidae. The record is from RefSeq and is a predicted model, not a curated record.